AAUUUCGUAAAUUUAAAUUAACCGCCAUUAUGAAUGCCAUAGUUGUCUUACUGUGACUGUGCGCGAGAGGUUAUAUAAAUUGUAAAAAAUGGUGAAAAUUCUGAGAAAAGUGAUAUUUCUAGAUGAUUUAAAACCGAUAUAUCAUAAACCUUUCUGGGAGAAAACAGCAUUAUUAUGGGAAAAGUUUAAAGAAAGUAACCCUGCAUUAGGAUUAUUUGCACCUUUAGCUGCAGUAGUAAUUCCGAUUUUAGGUGGAUUAGUAUUUUAUAAAAAACUCCAUGAAAAUCCUUAUCCAAAGUAUUAUGAGUAUAUUAUGGUUUUGAGACCUGAUGAUCCAAGAGUUCAAAAUAUUAGGAAAGAUGAGUCAUUGAAAAUAGGGCUGUUAAAGGAAAAGGAUACAAUACUUAUGCGACAUUAGUUGUGUAUUGUGUACUUGAAUAAUAUAGUAAAUAAAUAUCUGUUAUUAAGUAAAA
Apis mellifera (honey bee) is the source of this 473-nucleotide messenger RNA. RefSeq lists its product as uncharacterized. Bases 89 to 418 code for a protein of 109 amino acids. The transcript is spliced from 3 exons. Lineage: Eukaryota; Metazoa; Arthropoda; Insecta; Hymenoptera; Apidae. The record is from RefSeq and is a predicted model, not a curated record.